Molecule: messenger RNA, 1638 nt
Organism: Naegleria fowleri
Lineage: Eukaryota; Heterolobosea; Eutetramitea; Acrasida; Naegleriidae
Exons: 1
Coding region: 1-1638 (545 amino acids)
Biological process (GO): phenylalanyl-tRNA aminoacylation
Cellular component (GO): cytosol; phenylalanine-tRNA ligase complex; cytoplasm
Molecular function (GO): phenylalanine-tRNA ligase activity; tRNA binding; ATP binding
Source: RefSeq, a predicted model, not a curated record
AUGGACGAAACACAAGUUCUCAAUUAUAUUGACCAACACGGAAGCAUUCAAAACUCGGUCGAGUAUGCCCAGAGUGUGAAUGUGGAUCAUCAACAAUUGUAUGGUAUCAUCAAUAGUUUGACUCUUUCUGAAAUUUUAGCCUUUGAAAAGAAGGAGAGCGUUAAAGUUUCUCCAACCAGUGAAGGCUUGGAAAUUAUUCAAACAGGUCAAUCUCCUGAAAUUAAAUUGAUAACUCUUCUCAUCAACUCUCCCGAUGGAGUUGAUGUUUCAAUUUUGAAGGAAAAGUUAGGUGCUACUUUCGAUGGCGCAGUGAUGAACUCGAGAAAGAAUCAAUGGGUAACCCAAGAAAAAGGAUCUUCAAUCAUGAAGAAAGCCGACAGUGUUGCUCAAAUUCCUGAAGAUGCUACUUUGAAGCAAUUAAAGAUCGUUUCAGAAAAAUUCGUUUUCACAGAAUUAGACAAGGUGAAAGGAAAGAAUUUGGAAGAGUUGAAAUUAAUAGAAUACUCGAAUUUGAAUGUCAAGUAUGAUACAGAUCCAAACUAUGCAAUUUUGAAACAACAACUUCUCGACCAAGGCAAAUUCUUGAGCUCUUCUGCCUUCUCUCAACUCAAAUCAAGAAAGCUUGUUAAAGUGGAUACUAUCAAAUACUUUAAUGUUACAAAGGGUCCAAAAUUCUCCGUUCAAAGACAGAAACAAGAGACAGAUUUGACAAGUGAUUUGCUUGCUACUGGAAAUUGGGAGUCAGCAUCCUUCAAGCCAUAUAACUUUAAAGCUUUUGGUAAAAGAAGUGAAAAUGGUUAUCUUCAUACUUUAUUGAAGGUCAGAACUGAAUUCCGAAAGGUUUUCCUUGAACUUGGAUUUGAAGAAAUGGCCACCAAUAACUUUGUUGAGAGCUCUUUCUGGAAUUUUGAUGCCUUGUUCCAACCUCAACAACAUCCUGCUCGUGACGCUCAUGACACCUUCUUCUUGGAAUAUCCAAAGGAAUGUGUUUCUUUACCUACCGAUGGAUAUGUUGAAACAGUUCAAAAGACUCACGAAAAAGGAGGAUUUGGGUCUAUUGGUUAUCGAUAUGAUUGGAAGCUCGAAGAAGCAAAGAAGAAUCUUCUUCGUACACACACAACUGCUGUUAGUAGUCGUUAUUUAAGAGAACUCGGUAAAGAGUUACAAAGCGGAGUGCCAUUCAGACCAAGAAAAUUCUUCUCCAUUGAUCGUGUUUUCCGUAAUGAAACUCCUGAUGCUACCCAUUUGUGCGAAUUCCAUCAAAUCGAAGGAAUGGUUAUUGACAAGAAUUUAACAUUGGGUGACAUGAUUGGACUUUUUGAACAAUUCUUUGCAAAGAUUGGUAUCACUGAUAUCAAAUUCAAGCCAGCUUACAAUCCUUACACCGAACCAUCUAUGGAAAUCUUCGGUAAUCACCCUGUGAGAGGAUUGGUCGAAGUUGGUAACUCGGGUAUGUUCAGACCAGAAAUGCUUCUUCCAAUGGGCAUCCCUGAAGAUGUCACUGUUUUGGCUUGGGGUCUCUCGUUGGAAAGACCAACCAUGAUCAAGUACCGUGUUUCGAACAUUAGAGAUUUAGUUGGACAUGAGGUUGACUUGCGACAAGUACAUAAGAAUCCUAUUUGCAGACUCAACAAGUAA